AUGGAUUUCUUGAAGGAAGUGGCAUGCAAAAGAAUUCAUGAUCGUUCUGAAAAUACGAUAAUGUCCGGAUCAAGGAGGAGGGUUGUUUGGGUGGACGGGCCAGUAAUCAUCGGAGCUGGGCCAUCUGGUCUAGCCACGGCAGCUUGUCUUAAAGAAAAAGGCAUUCCGAGUUUGAUUCUUGAACGGGCUAAUUGCAUAGCUUCUCUCUGGAAACUCAAAACCUAUGACCGGCUUAGGCUCCACCUUCCCAAGGAUUUUUGCAUGCUCCCUCUAAUGUCAUUUCCUUCAAGUUACCCUAAUUAUCCAACCAAACAAGACUUUGUGACCUACUUGGAAGCCUAUGCUCGACACUUUAACUUGGAGCCUGAGUUCAAUCAGACGGUUGUGAGUGCAAGAUUUGAUGGGUUUUGGCGGGUUACGACGAUCGGGAUUAAAAUGGAGGAGAGGGAAUAUGUUUGUCAAUGGUUGAUCGUUGCCACUGGUGAGAAUGCCGAAGAGGUGAUGCCGGAGUUUGACGGCAUCGAUGAAUUUGUUGGGCCGAUAACUCAUUCGAGUUCUUACAAGAGUGGAGAUUCGUUUCGAGGGAAAAGGGUUUUGGUUGUUGGAUGUGGGAAUUCUGGUAUGGAGGUUUCUUUGGACCUCUGCAACUGCAACGCUAGCCCGUCUCUCGUCGUUAGGGAUUCGGUGCACGUUCUGCCUCAAGAGAUGUUUGGGAUAUCAACUUUCGGCCUGGCCAUGAAAUUGCUACAAUGGUUCCCCGUUAAGCUCGUUGAUCGAUUUUUACUUGCGAUAUCACAUUUUAUGCUCGGUAGCACUGCGAAUUUGCGACUCAAGAGACCAAUUUUAGGCCCGAUUGAACUCAAAUUCACUACGGGGAAGACACCGGUCUUGGAUUUUGGCACACUCGAGAAAAUUAGAGCGGGAAAUAUAAAGGUUGUUCCUGGAAUUAAGAAACUUACAAGCCAUGCAGUGGAGUUCGUAGAUGGGAAAGUGGAGAAUUUUGAUGCCAUAAUUUUAGCCACAGGAUAUAGAAGUAAUGUACCAGAUUGGUUGAUGGGAGGUGAUUUAUUCUCUGAGAAAGAUGGGUUUCCCAAGGAAACAUUUCCAAAGGGAUGGAAAGGCAAAAACGGAUUAUAUGCUGCUGGUUUCACAAAACGUGGCAUUUUAGGCAUAUCUUUCGACGCAAAGAGAAUUGCCGAUGACAUUGAGACUUGUUGGAAUAUCAGUAAUUAA
This is a messenger RNA of Fraxinus pennsylvanica, 1233 nucleotides long. NCBI's taxonomy places the organism in Eukaryota, Viridiplantae, Streptophyta, Magnoliopsida, Lamiales, Oleaceae. The record is from the annotation of a GenBank genome assembly.